GGUCGGUGGUGCUGGUAUGGUGUCUGCGGCGAGAACGGCCGGGCUCUUUCGGCCGCUGCACCGCGUCUGCGCCGUUGCUUUCGUCUUGCAGUCGUGUUUGCUGUUGGGCCAGGUGGACGGUCUGCUUGAGGGCCUCUACUGCGGCACCGUAUCCUGCUACGAUGUGCUGGGCAUAUCCAGGGAAGCAAGUAAGGGCGAAAUUGCUCGCGCCUACCGGCAGCUGGCCCGUCGUUAUCACCCCGAUCGCUAUCGGCCCAGCGAUGCCCAGGAGGAUCCCGAGAAAAAGUUCCUGCUGGUCGCCACCGCCUACGAGACUCUGAAGGAUGAUGAGGCCAGGAAAGAUUAUGACUACAUGCUUGAUCAUCCUGAUGAAUUCUACAGACACUACUAUCACUAUUACAGGAGAAGGCUGGCACCCAAAGUGGACGUCAGGAUAGUUAUAAUUGUGACAGUCUGUGCCAUUUCACUCUUCCAGUACUACAGCUGGUGGAGCAGUUACACUGAAGCCAUUAAUUAUCUCACCACAGUGCCAAAGUAUAGAAUCCAGGCAACAGAAAUUGCUAAGCAGCAAGGUUUACUUAAUAAAACUAAAGAAAAAGGAAAAAACAGACGCACUAAAGAAGAAAUCAAAGAGGAAGAGGAGGAAAUUAUUAAAAACAUCAUCAAAAACAACAUUGAUAUUAAAGGAGGUUAUCAGAAACCAAGCUUGUAUGAUAUUCUCCUGUUCCAGAUAAUUUUGGCUCCUUAUUACAUAUGUAGGUAUAUUAUCUGGUAUUGCAGAUGGAUUUAUCGUUUUCACAUUCGAAGAGAAGAAUAUGGAGAAGAAGAGAAGUUGUACAUUAUCCGAAGAAAUAUGAAUAUGUCACAAGGCCAGUUUGAUAGUCUUGAGGAUCAUCAAAAAGAGAUGUUCCUUGAGAAGAAAUUGUGGUUAAAGGCAAACUUUGAGGUUUAUAAGCAGGAACAAGAGGAAGAACUUAAAAAGAAAGUAGCCUCAGACCCACGGUGGAAACGAUAUCGUCGCUGGAUGAAAAAUGAGGGCCCUGGGAGAUUAACCUUCAUAGACGACUAAAUACCUCUGCCAUCUCACUAUUGUUUAUAAUGUUCUUUUCUACAAAAGAGAUUCUAUUUUGAUAGCAAUAUAUAAAUAUCUUUGAUUAAACAACUCAGGAUGUAGUUAAUACAAUGGAUUAGCAGUCCUAAUACAACAUGAGCUCUUUCAGAAAAGGGGAGUGUUCUGAAAUAUUGGUGGGUAUGUGCACUGAUAUUUAAUAAAGUCUCAUUACAUGAUUUCUGCUCAGAUUAUAUUUUUAAACUGGUAGAGGACAGUUUUUAUUUACAAGAAAAGUACUGUCUCCUUAUUUACUUAUAGAUGUAUUAAUAUAUAGGCAAGAUGAAAUUGCAUUAUCAUGACUUGGUUAAGUCAUUAAUUCUUGGUUAUUGUAGAAUUUGUAGUUGUAAAUUAAACAUUUUGAAAUACAGAAGUCAAAAUGUGAAAUUUAAAUAUUUAAUGGUUAUUAGCUUUCUGGAUGGAAUUUUGCAUUAAAGAUUCUGCAGACAAAUAGACAUCUUGAGGUGCCUGCAAUUUGUAUGUUAAUUUUUAGCUGCACAAUUGCAUGCACAGCUCUGUAAACACAUGCUGGAAUUCAGUUUAUAUUGUAUUUAUUGCUUGUACUCCUGUUAUACAUUUUCAAAUUGUGAUGCAAUCAUUUUAUAUUUUUACUCCUGUAAAAUGAUGUUUGUUUUUACAUUUCCUUUGGCGAGAGUUUCUGCCUUUGGAGUAACAGGAGUUCUAUCUUGGGAACAAGUUUGGUAAAAUUUACUUUGUAAUUCAGUAAUGACUUGCUCUGAAUUGGACAUUUUCAGAAGGCAGUGGCUACUGUUUGAUACCCAACUAUUAAAUUAAUUAUUUUGCUAGUAUUUAAUGUCUCUUUCAACCCGUUGAAGUAUUUUGAAGUGCAUCUUCUGUUUGUUUUAGACAUGCAUCCUCAGUUUGACAUUUCAACUUAUUUUAUGAAUAUCGGAACUAUGCUUUAGUCUAAGACUGUGAGCUUUGUUUAUGUGGCUUUCACUGUAUAUAAAAAAAAGAUUCAGAUAGCCUAAUUCAUAAAUUCAAGCAUGGCUAAUCUAUUUUAUUUUUAUAAAGAAAAAGAAUUUAACUCUGGCUGUGCUGCAUAAAACUAAUACCUCUGAAUGCACUCUUGCAGUGAUAGUUUGAACAGUUAACCAUAAGCUAGUUCUUCAGAAAAUGUUAGAUUUUAUGAAUUUUCUUAAAUAAUGCUUUCAGUCAAUGAUUAUCACAUGGCCCAUCAAUAUGGAUUGAGUUUUUUUUUGUUUGUAGGCUAAUUUGGAUGAGGGAAUAACAUUUUAUUCAGCUAUCCAUUCUAUAGCAUGUAACUUUAACAUUUUUCCCAAACGCAACAGCAUCAUGUUUUUCUAUUUAUCUAUAACUUUCUAGUUACUUUGAAUUCUGAAUGCAAAAUGUCAGAAUCUUUGUAACUGAAAUUUCUUCGGAAUCAAAGAAACGGAAGCUUGAGAGUUUUUGCAACUAUUUACAAAAAAAUAAAUCUGCAUUUUGUUUUCAUUUCAAAGCUUUAUUUGGAAUCAGAUUUUGCGUGCAAAUAUAUAAUUCCAAAAAUACCAGUUAUCCCCAGUCAAUCCCCAGUCUUCAUAGUAGCCUGAUAUCAAUUGGAGUUUAUUACUGUCCAUCACCACUGUGAUCCUGGACUUGAGAAAAGCACAUCAAGUAAGGUUUCUCUCACGUUUAUUCAUUGCGCAUGAAUAAUGGCCUCAGACCAAUUUUUAUCUUUCAACCAAUCGUUUCAUCAUUAUCAAAUUAAUGCUUAUGGAAACUGAACAUAUCAUCUGCAACAGCACUGCAAAAAUAUAGAAGUAAAUAUUUUGUAACCUGAGCAAGAAGGUGCUUUCUAAAUUCAGGCUUUUGAGCCACAUAACAAGGCAUCAAUGCUUUAAAGUGGAAGAGGAAAAUUAAACUAGUGUGUUAUGUUAAUAUCUAUAUUAAUAACAAAGUUUGUUCUGAGGUUGCAAAAUAUUCAGCAUGUUUGGGGAAAGUUUUCAAGUUGUGUUUUGAGUACUUGCCUGCUUUCUAUUUUUUUGUUGAAAUGAACAAUUCCAUAGCUAUUGCUAACUUUUCCCAUGCUAUGUGAUUAUAAUGCUAAACAGGGUUCAGAUGUCCAUUUCAUGAGUUCAAAGUUCAAUCAUCCUCCUUCCUCCCUUAAAAUAUUUUCUGAAUGUUUUGAUUACAGAAUUACUACCGAAGUCUAUAAACGAAGAAGGAAAAGUGAUGUUUAUUUAAAAUAUUUGAUAUACACUAUCCAAAGUUAAUUUUUCUGAUGAAAAAUAAGGAAUCUUGAACUUAUUAUGGUUAUAAAUAAAUUUAACUCAUUUU
Molecule: messenger RNA, 3406 nt
Organism: Mobula hypostoma (lesser devil ray)
Lineage: Eukaryota; Metazoa; Chordata; Chondrichthyes; Myliobatiformes; Myliobatidae
Gene: dnajc25
Product: DnaJ (Hsp40) homolog, subfamily C, member 25
Exons: 4
Coding region: 17-1069 (350 amino acids)
Biological process (GO): protein folding
Cellular component (GO): endoplasmic reticulum membrane
Source: RefSeq, a predicted model, not a curated record